GCCUGCGCAGUGCGGCGCCUAGGGGGAACGCGAGAAGGAGACGGACGUUGAGAGAACGAGGAGGAAGGCGAGAAAAUGGCGUCCACGGAUUACAGUACCUAUAGUCAAGCUGCAGCCCAGCAGGGCUACAGUGCUUACACCGCCCAGCCAACUCAAGGAUAUGCACAGACCACCCAGGCAUAUGGGCAACAAAGCUAUGGAACCUAUGGACAGCCUACUGAUGUCAGCUAUACUCAGGCUCAGACCACUGCCACCUACGGGCAGACUGCAUAUGCAACUUCUUACGGACAGCCUCCCACUGUAGAAGGGACCAGUACAGGUUAUAGCACUCCAACUGCCCCGCAGGCGUACAGCCAGCCUGUGCAGGGAUAUGGCACUGGGACUUAUGACAGCACCACUGCUACAGUCACCACAACGCAGGCCUCUUACGCAGCUCAGACUGCAUAUGGCACCCAGCCUGCCUACCCCACCUAUGGCCAGCAGCCAACAGCCACCGCACCUACCAGACCACAGGAUGGUAACAAGCCUGCUGAGACUAGUCAACCUCAAUCUAGCACAGGGGGUUAUAACCAACCCAGCCUAGGAUAUGGACAGAGUAACUACAGCUAUCCCCAGGUACCUGGGAGCUACCCAAUGCAGCCAGUCACCGCACCUCCAUCUUAUCCUCCUACCAGCUACUCCUCUUCACAGCCGACUAGUUACGAUCAGAGCAGUUACUCUCAGCAGAACACCUAUGGGCAGCCGAGCAGCUAUGGACAACAGAGUAGCUAUGGUCAACAAAGCAGCUAUGGGCAGCAGCCUCCUACUAGUUACCCCCCUCAGACUGGAUCCUACAGCCAGGCUCCAAGUCAAUAUAGCCAACAGAGCAGCAGCUACGGGCAGCAGAGUUCAUUCCGACAGGACCACCCCAGUAGCAUGGGUGUUUAUGGGCAGGAGUCUGGAGGAUUUUCCGGACCAGGAGAGAACCGGAGCUUGAGUGGCCCUGAUAACCGGGGCAGGGGAAGAGGGGGAUUUGAUCGUGGAGGCAUGAGCAGAGGUGGGCGGGGAGGAGGACGCGGUGGACUGGGGUAAGAGCAAAACCUUUUCUCCUUUUAUCUAAUUUUGUUUCAUCCAUAGGAUUUUCAAUGGAAAGAAGGGACUGAAAGACAUAAGAAAUUUAUCCCACAUUUCCAUGGACAAUCUAUUGCGGUCAAGCUAUCUCCUAAAACAUGGAAAUGUCAUUUAAGUGGCAGUUUGCUUUUUUCCCUGCCAGUAACCAUUGUUGGGCUGGGGUGAACAAAGAAUGGCUUUGAAACUAGAGCUUUCAGUCCCCUUCAUGGUUUUCAGAGGUGAGAGCCUCUUUGGGUAAUAGAUUUGGGAUGGAACACACACAACCCUUCUAAUAACCCUAGCUUUUAACUAAUGUCCUGAACGGUUGUCUUGAAAUACCUGGUGUAUGUACUGCAGAAAAGGAAUGCAGCUGUUUUCCAAUGUUUGUACCCAGAUUUGUUGAUCAUGAUGAAGACUGACUGACCUCAUGACCCUUAAACCAUGGCCUGAGGCGCCCCGAUGUGUAGUUAAGUUAGAGCUGAGAACAACCGUAAUAGCCUUGUUACAGAGUAAUGUAUAUGAAUAUAGCAUCGCUCGCUAUUGGAGAUUUUAAAAGUCUAAAUUGGUUUGACCAUUGUGAUUGAUGGAACAAUCUGGUUUAGAAAACUGUUUAGAUCAGAACCAUGACCCCGCUGCCUCUGCCUCCCCUUCCCUCCCCUCCACCCCUCUUCCCUUUCUGGUGUCUGUACUUUGAUGAAGGUGAAGUAUGAUGUUGGUGGUUAACAUAAUCAGAUUUAGUCAAUGUGUGUGUUCUGUCCCUAUAUAAACUAGUAAAACAAAGUUAUGCAGAAUGUUGUAGUGAGUAUACAUUUGAUUAACUGUUAAAGAAAAACUAGCAAUUCUUUUUUAUAGAACAAACUUCAACACAGAUUAAGUUGACCUAUUCAUUUAUUAGUAAAUUUCUGUACUACUGAAAGUUAGUAUUUUGUUUAUUCUGCAUAACUUUAAUAAAGUCUCCAGUGAAAUCUUUAUUGGAAAAAAGUGUUUAUAAAAAUACAUGCAAAUUUUUAUGAAUAAUUUUUGACAAUGUAAAAUUGGUCUUCAGAUUUGGAGAAUAUCAUUCCAUUAAUAAAGGUUUCACGUCUUUAUGGAUUUUUAAAAAUAGACAUAGACACUUGAAAUUACUAUCAUCACGUCUCAAAUCACCUAGAAUUCUUAGUAUUUUUCAAUUGCAAAAGCAAUUUGAAGUUUAUUCAUCUUAAUACUCCAGAAGUGAUGAUUCUACCGACUUUGUUAGAUUGCUAUUAGAGGGGCCCUUGUUUGUGGAUGAGAAGUCUCUCCUGGAGCCAUAGAAGAGACCAUGGCCUACCCCAUAGGAUUUUAACAGAACUGUGAAGCAGUCUGUUGGAUCCUGUGAGGACAGGACACUGGGCAGUCCCCUUUCCCUUUUUUUAUUGUGGUGAUGGUUUUCAGUGUCUGCUGCAGGUAAGGCGCUCAAUGUUGUUAACAUGCCCUUUUUCAUUGCCUCAGUGUUUGAUAUUUUUCAUUGGCUGUUAAACGUGGAAACUUUUUAACAUGCUUUGUCGCAUUUAUAUGCUACAGGUUACAAAGUGAGAGCCUUGUAUACACUUCAAUACUUAAAAAGUACCCGUACUCAGUACUCAGCCGGCAGCAUAAUGAAAAGUGGGACUAGACACGGUGUCCAUAUGGAGAGGAAAAAUAUACAUAGAAUAUUUUAAACAAAAUGUAUUCAUUGUAUAAAUGGAAUCCUUCUGUAACUUUGGUAACUGCAUACUUGUUGUUUGGUAAUGAACCAGAGGAGGUAUAAUACUCUAGAAUUGUGUAACAUUAAAGUGUAAACUUUGUGUUUAAAGAGAGAGAGAGCAUUUUAUGGUGUGUACUUUUAACAAGGAGUAAAGCUGCAUGCAACAGCUUGGACUGUGUAUCUAGGUAUUAAAGGUGCAAUACUGGUUAGGAGAGAGCCUCAGGGCUGCCGACUGGGGAGCUGCCUCUAUUCACUACUAGAAAAGACUGCCUUCCCCUCCCUCCCCCUCAAAAAAGGCCACAAUCUAUUCCCUCUCCUCUGUGUAUAGUAUGUAUAUUGCCGUAGUCUUAACUGGUAUGUCUAUAAAGUUGCACCCCCAGUCCGCUGAGCCUUGGUAUUUAUUGUAAAUUCUCCUUUCACAGUAACUAUUAAAUCCAUUAGGGCCCUG
Mus musculus (house mouse) is the source of this 3242-nucleotide messenger RNA. It is a transcript of the gene Ewsr1, whose product is annotated as Ewing sarcoma breakpoint region 1. Gene Ontology annotation, molecular function: RNA binding; nucleic acid binding. The record is from RefSeq and is marked validated. Bases 76 to 1071 code for a protein of 331 amino acids. Gene Ontology annotation, cellular component: nucleus; cytoplasm; plasma membrane. The transcript is spliced from 9 exons. NCBI's taxonomy places the organism in Eukaryota, Metazoa, Chordata, Mammalia, Rodentia, Muridae. Gene Ontology annotation, biological process: regulation of DNA-templated transcription.